UUACAGAAGAGUGAGGCAUAAUAGAAAGGGCAAAACUAGUGUGUUUGCAACAAAUAUCUAAGAAAUCUAUUUCUAUUUUUAAGGACUCAAUGUCAUUCACCUUAAAGAGUAAAGCAGACAUGUCUUCAACACAAAACAAUGAGGGGAAUGUGUUGAAGCGUGUGGUAAAACUGCCACUAGUCAGCUCAGCGCUGCAGCAGGCCAUUGCCGUCUACAUGGAUGUGAAAGGUCGUUAUCCCCUGCUUGGGUUUAUGGGCAUUGUAGCCAAGCUGGGUAUCCGUAGUGCAUCCAUGACAGCCAUGCAACAAGCAGCACCUCUGUUACAGAACCUAGCACCUGAGAUUGAGGCUGUGAACAAUUUUGCACUGGAGGGUUUGGAGCAAUUAGUGAAGUUUUUCCCUAUCCUCCAACAACCCACAUAUGAGGUGGUUGCUAAUCUAAAGGAUGCUUUCUUCUCGUGGCUGGAUGAUAUACAAUCUCGUGUAAACGAAGAGCUGGACAGAGCUGUGAUCAGAUGGGAUCAACUUUUGGAGCUCAUCUUGCGCCUCUUGGAAGCAGCUCAAGAAACAACGACUGGGCAAUUUAUCACCGCUGUCCUGGAUGAGCUCAUCACUCAAUCAGAGGAGGCAGUUGCUUACUACCUUCCUAUGCCACCCACACUGCGUUGUGAGUGGGAGAGAAGGGUGCAGAGCUAUGAAGAUGAGGAGAAUAGUAAUGAUGAAGAAGAAGAGCCUCAGAUGUGGACACGUGUCCGCAGUCUGCUGUUGUGUGUGUACCUGCAGCUGUAUGACAGAUUGAUGAAGCUGAAAGAAAGAGUGGACAGCAUAUUGCAGACUCUAGGGGCAGCUGCUGAGAAGGUGGGUUUAAUGCGGCUGAUGGAGAUGGUGACAUCCUUGCUGCUGCUGCUUCUGACAUUUUACACGGAUCAGGUGCAUCGCAUAGAAGAACUGCGCUCUCUGCUCAUGGCUCAACUCUCCUCAGGUAUAAAGGCACUGAAGGGUCUGCCUCCUGUACAGCAAAUGCUUAAUCUAUCUGCUCAGGUACGCAAUAUUAUGAAUGACCUGCUGGAACUGGGACAGAUUCUCAUACAGCUGCUCAUCAACACCACCCCGCUCUAUGACCUGGUGAAACAGGUGUCUGAUCUGAAUGCAACAAACAACUCAACAUCAGAUGAACUUCCUGAAAGUCCAUCCAACCGUGCCUCUGUAAACAGUCUCUUCCUCAAAGCCAUGGAUGGUCGUCCACGUCACCGCAGGAGCCUUUAUGCCCGUUCUCGACGUGGGUCUGCCAGUGGCUCUCCAGUCAGCACAGCUCUCUCCCCAACUCCUACCACAAUUUCAAAUGGCCGUAAGGGUAGUUUGAAGCUAGAUGCCCAGCUCUUAGGCUCUCCAGAACUUGACACACUGGCUUUGCCCACUACUGAUAUGAUCCACCGCCGUCUGUCAACCACUGAGGUUCUGCUGGCACCUAUCAUGCAGCUGGUAUCACAGAGCCAGCGAGCAUUUGAAUUUUUGAGCACUGGCCCAUCAUCCGAAGACCAGGUCAUUCCUGUGGUGGAAACCACAGAGUAUUAGCUUUUUUUUUUCUUUUUUUUUUAUAAAUAUAACCCCCGAUAUGUAAUCACAAAUAAUUUGAACUCAGACCAGACAGCUCUUCUACAGCAGUUCUAAAAGGUUUAAAAAUGAAUAAUAAUAAAAAAAUCUUGUGGAGAAAACACUUAAAUAAUAACAGGUUAACUUUUAAAUAAAAUAUUUAACUUAGCAUUCAGUAUGUUCAGGUAUUUUAAAAGCUGAAAUAAAGCAUUGGUGAGCCAUGUGUAUUAAGCCUACAAAAGUGAAAUUUAAAGUUGAUGCAAAAUUGCUCUUUGCAAUCUAUUACUUUGUCACAGCUGCUUUAAUAUACUUCUGUCUGAUAUGGUUGCAAUGAGAUCUGGAAUGAUUAGUGGUGGUUUGUAACUUUGAAUGUCUGAUAAUAGUACCUGAGACAACAUGCUGUACACUAAUUAUAGUGUAAUGUCUUUAUAUACACUAUUCUUUCAAAUAUUAGCAUGCAACACGUACAUAUAUUUAAAUUCCUUUUCUUACUUUAAACGCUAGCCCUAAUAAAACCCCUGCACGCAUAUAUUUUAUACAUAUUCCAUGUAGGUUACAGAGUGAAAAAAGUUUAACGUGAACUGGGUUGUAGCAAUAGACAGGGAAUGUCAGUAAAACAAAGAUAAAGUGCAUGCGUCAUAUUUCUCUGUACUGACCAGAACUUUGGAAUUAAAAUAGAACUGGAAAAUGGAUAUCGAGAGUGACUUUCAGUGAGAUGAGAAACUGCCAUUUGUUUCGAUGCAACAGGUAUAUGUGAAUUGUUACCAUUUAGCUGCUUAAGUUUUGCAUAUUUUAUUGUUUACACCCAAAUCCUCUUAAGCUCCUGUAGUGCUUUAUAUAUAUAAAAAAAAUCAAUAAAACAUUUUUAGGAAUGUUUGUGUUGUUUUGAUAAUUUAAGCGGAGAAUGUCUAAAGAGUCACCACACUU
Xyrauchen texanus (razorback sucker) is the source of this 2519-nucleotide messenger RNA. RefSeq names its product perilipin-5-like. The record is from RefSeq and is a predicted model, not a curated record. The transcript is spliced from 8 exons. Bases 90 to 1574 code for a protein of 494 amino acids. NCBI's taxonomy places the organism in Eukaryota, Metazoa, Chordata, Actinopteri, Cypriniformes, Catostomidae. Gene Ontology annotation, cellular component: cytosol; lipid droplet. Gene Ontology annotation, biological process: positive regulation of triglyceride storage; lipid storage.